UGGGAGAGUGGAGAUGGGUGGGUGGUGGUGGUGGUGGCGGCGGUGGUGGUGGUAGAGGGGGGGCGUGUUGGGUAUUCAGCUGGUCAUUGCAAGGUGGACGGAGACUGCCAGGGGGUGGUGGCUAGAGGGAGGUGCCCCAGCCCCCCCUGCCGCUGUGUGCUGGGGGGGGAUGGGACGGCCACGGGGGGCAGAUGUUUACCCUUGAGAAGACUGGGAGAGGAGUGUCUGAGGGAUGGUCAAUGUGUGCCUGUUAAAACUGGACUGGUGUGUAGGUACAGAAGGUGUGGGCGUAGGGAGAUUUCCUCCGUGCACUCCGCCCACGAGGGACCACGCCCGCGCCCUCACACGCCCGUAGAAUCAAUAUACGUGAGACAGGCAAUGUAUUACCUUCUAAUGGGUCUCGCUGUGGUUGGAAUGCUGUUGGCUUUAAAUGCUUAUCUUCGCUGCUUCCGCCCACCAGCCACGCCUACGCCCAUCCCACGCCCUCCGCCGCCACGCACGCCCUCACUGGAUGCCCCGCCGCCCUAUGCUUCCAUCCAGCCGCCCUCAUAUGAGCAGGCAACACGUGGGCGGCGACAUAGCUUCAGCGGGCGUGGGGAGGCGGCGUGUCUGGUGCGGGGCGGGGCGGGGCAGUACGGGGCAACCCUUUCCUCCCCACUCGUUUCCUCCUCCUCCAUGAUAGAUCUCUCCUCCCCCCAACCUCUCAGUAGGCGUGUAAGCUCCCCACAGGAUACACAAGACGAUCUAGAGCGCUCCCCAACUCCCCAGUCCUUUGGAACUCCCCACUUAUCUCCCCAGCCACCUGAAAUACCCCAAUUUUCUCCCCAGUUAACCCCAGAGACCUCAGUUUAUCUCUCCAACUCUUCAACACCCCAACAAUCUCCCCAGUCGCCUGAAACAUCACAAUAUUCUCCCCAGUUUGCCUCAGAGACGUCAAAUUAUCUCCCCAACUCCUCUUCGACACUCCAACAGUCUCCCCAGUCCUCCCCAACCCUCCAGGACGUUAAUUUGUCUCCCCAGUCCCCAGUAACUCCCUUUUUCUCUCCCCAGUCGCCUGAAACACCCCAGAAUUCUACUAACUCCUCCCCAGCACCUCGGGACUCUGAUUUCACUUCCCAAUUUUCUCCCCAAUCCUCUUUAAACCUCCAGGAACCCAAUUUAUCUCCCCAAUUUACGUUCCAUUCCUCCCCAACACCUCAGGACCCCCAGUUUCCUCCCCAAGUUCUUGAAACACCCCAGAACUCUCCCUUGUCGCCUCAAACACCCCAAUCUCCUCCCCAGUCAUCGAAACCCCUUCCUUAGUCUCCCGUUUAUUAAUUUACUCUCCCCAGCUCUCCCUGUCCCCUCCCCCCUCUCCCCAGUAACUAAUGGGUGACUUUUAUUUUUCCUUUCUUUCUUGCUUUUUCUUUUUUUUCGUUAUUUUUUUCUCCUUUAUAUUCGUUUUCUUUCACUUCCUAUUAUUAUUUUUUUCUUUCUCGCCCUUUUUCUUCUUGUUUUCGUUUUUCUUUUUUCUUCCUCUUCCUCCUCUUAUUCAUAAUGAUGUAAACAUAUAAUCUAUCUUUCCCAUUUCAUACCUUCGUGCAUUGUUACCAGUAUUAUCGUACCUUCAUUACUAUUGUCAUAUUAUUAUUACUAGCAUAUCUGUUCGAACUGACUUGUAAUAAAGAUCUAUUAUAUUA
Molecule: messenger RNA, 1679 nt
Organism: Scylla paramamosain (green mud crab)
Lineage: Eukaryota; Metazoa; Arthropoda; Malacostraca; Decapoda; Portunidae
Product: DNA-directed RNA polymerase II subunit RPB1-like
Exons: 3
Coding region: 379-1302 (307 amino acids)
Source: RefSeq, a predicted model, not a curated record